AUGUGCAUGCGCAGGCGGAUUGACCAAUUUCAUUUAUUGCGGAAAGUUGGCAGCGGGUAUGCCAGCACAGUGUACUUGGGCACUUGUCGCACAACUGGAAACCAAGUCGCGGUGAAACUCUAUCACAAGAAUAAGCUAUCCGAACUUAAUCAUUAUCAAGUGGCGCGUGAGAUUACUAUCCAUAGCGGCCUUGAUCACAAGCAUAUUAUCCAGCUGUGGGCGGCCUUUGAGGACCAGUAUGGUAUCUACCUUGUGUUUGAGUACGCAAGCAAGGGCGAUGUUUUCACUGAGGUGGAGCGCCGAGGUGGGCAACUCAAUGAAGCAGAAUCCGUGCGACAGGUGAUAUACCCUUUCCUCAGCGCGCUGGACUACCUCCACAGCAACUACAUCAUCCAUCGCGAUAUUAAGCCGGAAAAUCUCUUAUUUACGGCCACUGGCGUCCUCAAAGUUGGAGAUUUCGGGUUGUCCAUCAACUUCAGCCAGGAGCGACCCGUCACCCGGGUGGGCACCCUGGACUACAUGGCGCCCGAGGUGGUGGUGUGUCCGGAUAAGCACCGGCCGCAGGAUCACAAGGAGCUGAAGCACCUGCAUUACACACCGUUGGUAGACGCCUGGGCGGUGGGGGUACUAGCCUACGAACUGAUUGUGGGGCGGCCGCCUUUCGACAAGGGGCAGAAGAAGGCGACCAUCCACGAGAUUCUGAACGGGGAGCCCUUCAUUCCGCCCUGGUUGUCGGAAGGCGCUGUCCACUUCAUCAAGUGGGCUCUCACGAAGGAAGUGAGCAAGCGGCCCUCGGUGCAGCAGCUCUCGGAGCAUCCCUGGAUCACCAGCCACACGAAACAAGCGGUGCUGGCGACAGCGAGGCGACAGCUGAUCAAGACAGACUCGUUCGUAGAGCCCCGGCAGCUGGGCUUCCGCGGGAGCAACAUGCCCGUAGAGCCCCCCAGCACGAGCAGCAAGGAGCCGCCACGGACACUGCAGGUUGCGUCCGUGUCCCAGGGCGGCCGCCAGCUGGGCCACUCUAACUCCAUGUCCGCAGUAGACGGCAUGCGCUAUCGCGAUGUCAACAUCGAUAGCGUGACGAAUGGCAUGGCAUCCACAGCGGCAUCGGCCCUGAACGCUGUCAAACGCGUCUCCGAUGGUGACGGCACCACGGGCGGACGGCCGAGUGCCGCUGGCGGCCGAGUUAGCCGCGCGGGAACUGCCCGGAAUAGCGGAGCUGGCGGGGCCCCAGCAAACCGCUCAGGAAACCUGAAUGUAGCUGCUGCGGCGGCUGCCCUGGCUGCCGUGGCGUCAGAUGAGAUACCGAGAAAUGGCCGCCCAAUGAGCCGGGAGGAGCUUAUGUCAUCCCUUUCGGCGCCCAUGGGAGGGAGGAGUUUACAGAUGAUGCGUUCGUUCACGGCUGGGCGGCCAAAUCUGGUGGUGCAGUCGGCAGCGCAGCAAGGCAUGCGUACAAGCAGCAGCGGCAGCGCGGGCGCUGCAUCGUCAGCAGUCAGUGGGUCGGUGACCGCGCAUGGUAUGCGGGUACACCCGCCGACGAUGUCGCCGCUGGCGCGCACCGCCAGCGCCGCCUCGCAGGACUGGGGCCAGCUGCACCAGUCCCCACCUCCCCUCCCGUUCAGCAACGCUACCGCCAGCGCUGAUCUGGCAUUGGAAAUGAGCCGCGUGCACGUUGACGCCAGCACCUCCGUCGCUAGCUCUACUACCGCGCCCUACAGCCCCAAGCCGAACACUCCCCUGCGGCCCCAGCCGCCUCAGGCGCCCUCGCCCUCCGCCCGGGGUCUGAAGAGCGGCUCGCCCCUCAUUCCAAGUCGCUUGUCGCAGUCCUUCACCAGCUCCAUCUCACCGCUCGCAGCGGCAGCAGCGGCGGCAGCUGUCGCCGCUGCCGGGGGCGCGGCGCCAACGUCGCAGCACACGCCUAGCAGGCUUGGCCAGCUGUCGAGCUCAGGUGUUGCGAACUCGGAAGCAGUGGCCGCGGCCCCAGCGGCAUCGAAGGCGCCAGGUGUGCCUGCACUGGAUGCCGUCGCGGGUCAGGAGGUCAGAGAGGCGGUUGGCGCAGAGGGAUGUUCCGGUUCACCCGUGGUGCCUUCGGUGUCGGCAGUCUCCAGCAAGGGGACUGCUUCCGGCAGCGAGGCCGCGCUCAGCGUGGUGGCCAGCAGUAGCAGCGACCAAUCCAGCCCCUCGCCGGCGGUCCCGUCCUCUGUCAGCCCGCUGGAGCUUCUUGGCGAAAGGGGUUUAGCAGCAGCAGCAGCAGUGCACUGUUCAGAGGAGGCUCUUAAGACGCGGGCAGGGUUGAUCGCUCUGCGUAAGCACAAGCCGUAAUUUUUAUAAAAGAGCCUGCGUUGAUCCUGGAUUUUUAGUAUGCAUGUGCGGGUGGCGCGGAGCGGCAAGACGGUUAUUUUGGAUUCCCCCCGUGCCCUUACUCGGAGGAGGAUGUAGCAAAUAAAGCCGCAAUCCCCUCUUCCCUGCGCGACUAAUCGAGCAGUUGUUUUCCCUACUGCGUCGGGGUGCUGCACCUAGUUUUAAGAGGUGCUAAAUGCUACAUCGACCCGCAUGCACCGCAAGUAUUUAUCCUUAACUCCUUAACUAUUUGACGCUGCAUCUUUGCUACCUAUGUUGUAACGCGGUUCGAA
Molecule: messenger RNA, 2633 nt
Organism: Volvox carteri f. nagariensis
Lineage: Eukaryota; Viridiplantae; Chlorophyta; Chlorophyceae; Chlamydomonadales; Volvocaceae
Gene: alk1
Product: serine/threonine protein kinase
Exons: 9
Coding region: 1-2322 (773 amino acids)
Biological process (GO): protein phosphorylation; mitotic spindle organization; regulation of cytokinesis
Cellular component (GO): spindle midzone; spindle microtubule; chromosome passenger complex
Molecular function (GO): protein kinase activity; ATP binding
Source: RefSeq, a predicted model, not a curated record